AUGGAUGUAAGCAGGGCAGAAACCUCUGUGGCAGAAAUGAGUGAAGAAAUAAUCUAUACUUCUGUACGGUUUUCACAGACACCGCCAGUCUGUUCCAAUGAUGUCAGGACAAAUAGAGCUCCCCAGCACUGGUCAUCUGGCCUGUACAGCUUGGCUGUAGGUGUUGGGACACUGAGCGCCCUCAUGGUGAUUGCAGUGGUAGUAUGCAUGGUUUGGAGGAAUGAUCUCUCCUUUCCUGGAUGCCCUGACCAGUGGUUUGGUUACAGAAGCAGCUGUUACUACUUCUCCAAGAUGAAAAAGGAUUGGAAUUCCAGCCAGGCAUCCUGUUCUGCAGAAGGAUCACAUCUCCUGGUGAUCAGUGAUGCCAAGAAAAUGGACCUGUUCUUGGGAAUGCACAUAAAGUACCACUGGAUUGGUCUGAGGAACAGCACAGGCAGUGGCUGGACCUGGGAAGACGGCUCAAAACUCAACAAUACAAAGGUCAUCUCUAACAGCCCCGUGCAGCACUGUGGCGUCCUGGUGAUGGGUGCCCUCCAGGCCUCCAGCUGUGCAGUUGAUUUACCAUGGAUCUGUGAGAAAUCCCCCAAGUAACCUCCUCCUGCACUUUCCCACAGAAUAGUCUUCA
Emys orbicularis (European pond turtle) is the source of this 625-nucleotide messenger RNA. Its product is annotated as killer cell lectin-like receptor subfamily G member 1. The record is from RefSeq and is a predicted model, not a curated record. Lineage: Eukaryota; Metazoa; Chordata; Testudines; Emydidae. The transcript has 5 exons. Bases 1 to 591 code for a protein of 196 amino acids.